Pygoscelis adeliae (Adelie penguin) is the source of this 6240-nucleotide messenger RNA. RefSeq names its product signal-induced proliferation-associated 1 like 1 (gene SIPA1L1). The record is from RefSeq and is a predicted model, not a curated record. Gene Ontology annotation, cellular component: cytoplasm. Bases 633 to 5990 code for a protein of 1785 amino acids. Gene Ontology annotation, molecular function: GTPase activator activity; protein binding. The transcript is spliced from 24 exons. Gene Ontology annotation, biological process: activation of GTPase activity; regulation of small GTPase mediated signal transduction. Lineage: Eukaryota; Metazoa; Chordata; Aves; Sphenisciformes; Spheniscidae.
CUCAAUAAAUAACUUGUCUCUUGUUCGGUGCUGUGAAAACCAUUCUUUGGACUUGACCAGAUAUUAACUCUGACAGGAAUGAAAAUCUGAAGAUUUUUGUGAACCUACAGCUAUCUAAAGGAAUUGAUGAGCAGGGUUUCACCAUGCUAUGAUUCAUCUGAAGCUGGUUGUGACAGCCACCGGGAGUUUUUGCUAAAGCUGCAUGUGCCUGCCUUCUCAGGAAUUUGGAUAGCUGCUGCAUCUUUGAAGAGAGAUUUCCUGUGCCCUUCUUCAAAUGCCUGUGAUAUUUCCAAGAGGAACCAUUUUUCUGCUUAAAAGAAGCAUAAGCAAUCGGGUUACAGCUCUGACGUUUUGGAGCGCAAGUGAUGUUAAAACAAUUUGAAUGUAUUGGAGCAUGGCUACUUCUUAAAAUGGAAAAGUUAGAGGAAAUUAUUGCUUAUCAAAACCUACUGAAUAUCUGAAUUUUCUAGACAUCCUGCAUUUAAACGUGUCCUUAAAUGUCCAUGAUUAAGAUCUCAUGCAACCAUUGUAUAUUUUGGAGACUAUUCUCCGAAAGAGAACUGUGCAUUUAAAAAGCAGAAAUGACUGUUUUUUCUCUUGGAACUUACUAAGGUUGAACAUACUGAAAGAUCAUGACCAGCUUGAAGCGGUCCCAGACCGAACGGGCUGUUGCCACUGGGGUAUCAGUCGGAACAGAUGGCACCUCAAAAGUCCACUCGGAUGACUUUUAUAUGAGGCGCUUUAGGUCACAGAAUGGCAGCUUAGGAUCUGCAGUCAUGGCGCCAGUUGGACCUCCUCGCAAUGAAAGUUCCCAUCACGUUACCUCUACCCCUGGAGUCCCUAAGAUGGGGGUCAGGGCAAGGAUUGCUGAUUGGCCCCCAAGGAAGGAGAACAUCAAGGAAACAAGCAGAUCUAGUCAAGAUAUUGACACAUCAAGUUGCCUUGACAGCAUGUCUUCUAAAAGCAGUCCUGGGAGUCAGGGAAGCUCUGUUAACCUGAAUGCUAGUGAUUCUGUCAUGUUAAAGAGCAUCCAGAGCACACUUAAAAACAAGACCAGACAAUCUGAUAAUCUAGACUCCAGGUUUCUUACACCUGAUGGCUAUCCUAGUUCCCCAAGGAAAGCUCUUCGCAGAAUAAGACAACGCAGCAACAGCGACAUUACCAUAAGUGAGCUUGAUGUGGAUAGUUUUGAUGAAUGUAUUUCACCCACUUUCAAAUCUGGACCAUCUCUGCACAGGGAGUAUGGCAGCACAUCUUCCAUAGAUAAGCAGGGAACUUCAGGGGAAAGUUUUUUUGACUUAUUGAAGGGCUAUAAAGAUGAAAAGUCUGAUCAGAGAAGCCCAGCCACAACUAAGCUCAGUGAACUCCUGAUUGCCAGUGGAAGCAAGGGUUCAGGAUUCUCUUUAGAUGUGAUAGAUGGACCUAUUACUCAAAGGGAAAACCUGAGACUCUUUAAGGAAAGGGAGAAGCCACUCAAGAGACGCUCAAAAUCAGAGACAGGAGAUUCAUCCAUUUUUCGUAAGCUGCGCAAUGCCAAAGGUGAAGGGGAGCUUGGGAAGUCUUCAGAUCUUGAAGAUAACAGGUCAGAAGAUAGCAUGAAGCCUUGGACUUGUCCAAAGUGUUUUGCUCAUUAUGAUGUACAGAGUAUUUUAUUUGAUUUAAAUGAAGCGGCAAUCAACAGGCAUAAUGUUAUUAAAAGAAGGAACACAACCACAGGUGCAUCUGCUGCUGCUGUAGCAUCGCUUGUCUCUGGACCCUUGUCUCAUUCUGCAAGUUUCAACUCUCCAAUGGGCAGCACUGAAGACCUGAAUUCAAAAGGAAAUCUCAAUAUGGACCAGGGGGAUGAUAAAAGCAAUGAACUUGUGAUGAGUUGUCCUUAUUUUCGUAAUGAGAUUGGUGGGGAAGGGGAGAGGAAGAUCAGCCUUUCCAAAUCUAAUUCAGGUUCCUUCAGUGGGUGUGAAAGUGCCUCGUUUGAGUCAACUCUGAGUUCUCAUUGCACGAAUGCCGGAGUAGCGGUUCUGGAAGUUCCCAAGGAGAAUCUGAUUUUACAUCUAGACAGAGUGAAAAGAUACAUCGUUGAACAUGUAGACCUUGGUGCAUAUUAUUAUCGAAAAUUCUUCUAUCAGAAAGAACACUGGAACUAUUUUGGGGCAGAUGAGAACCUGGGUCCAGUAGCUGUGAGUAUAAGAAGAGAGAAGCCAGAGGAAAUCAAAGAAAAUGGACCUCAAUACAACUACCGGAUCAUAUUCAGAACCAGUGAGCUUAUGACACUAAGAGGCUCUGUGCUGGAAGAUGCUAUCCCUUCAACUGCAAAGCAUUGCACAGCCAGGGGACUUCCCCUAAAAGAAGUGCUGGAGUAUGUGGUUCCUGAGCUGAAUAUCCAUUGCCUAAGGCUGGCCUUCAACACUCCGAAAGUCACGGAACAGCUUAUGAAGCUGGAUGAACAAGGGUUAAGUUACCAACUUAAGGUGGGUAUCAUGUACUGUAAAGCCGGGCAAAGCACAGAAGAGGAAAUGUAUAAUAAUGAAUCAGCAGGUCCAGCCUUUGAAGAGUUUCUUCAGCUCUUGGGAGAACGAGUUCGACUCAAGGGAUUUGAAAAGUAUCGUGCUCAGCUGGAUACAAAGACUGAUUCAACGGGUACUCACUCUCUAUACACAACAUACAAGGACUAUGAAAUCAUGUUCCAUGUUUCUACUAUGUUGCCAUAUACUCCAAACAACAAGCAACAGCUUCUGAGAAAACGACAUAUUGGAAAUGAUAUUGUGACAAUAGUUUUCCAGGAGCCUGGAGCACAACCAUUCAGCCCAAAGAACAUUCGAUCCCACUUCCAGCACGUCUUUGUCAUUGUAAGAGUGCACAGUCCCUGUACUGACAGCGUUUGUUACAGUGUUGCUGUGACAAGAUCCAGAGAUGUACCAUCCUUUGGACCGCCUAUUCCAAAAGGUGUCACGUUUCCUAAAUCAAAUGUGUUCAGGGACUUCUUACUAGCCAAAGUCAUUAAUGCAGAGAAUGCUGCUCAUAAAUCAGAAAAGUUUCGUGUGAUGGCCACCAGGACCCGUCAAGAGUACUUGAAAGACUUGGCAGAGAAGAAUGUCACCAACACACCUAUUGACCCUUCUGGCAAGUUCCCCUUCAUCUCGCUUGCUUCAAAAAAGAAAGAAAAGUCCAAGCCUUAUCCAGGAGCAGAGAUCUAUAGUUCUGGUGCUAUUGUUUGGAGUGUCCACGCAAAAGACUACAGCAAGGGUAUGGAAAUAGACUGUCUCCUAGGCAUCUCUAAUGAGUUUGUAGUCCUCAUUGAACAGGACACGAAAAGCGUGGUGUUCAAUUGCUCCUGUCGAGAUGUCAUAGGGUGGACUUCAACAGACACAAAUAUCAAAAUAUUUUAUGAGAGAGGUGAAUGUGUUUCCCUGGAGAGCUUCAUCAGCAACAUUGAUGAUAUCAAAGAGAUCGUCAAAAGGCUGGAGCUUGUGACUAAGGGCUGUGAAACAGUGGAGAUGACUCUGCGUAGGAAUGGUCUGGGUCAGCUUGGUUUCCAUGUAAACUAUGAAGGCAUUGUGGCAGAUGUUGAGCCCUACGGCUAUGCGUGGCAGGCAGGACUGCGACAAGGCAGCCGGCUGGUGGAAAUCUGCAAGGUAGCUGUAGCCACUCUGAGCCAUGAGCAAAUGAUUGAUCUUCUCAGAACAUCAGUAACAGUGAAGGUUGUCAUCGUCCCUCCGUAUGAGGACUGCACACCACGCAGGAGUUCUUCAGAAAACUACCGUAUGCCAGUGAUGGAAUACAAAGUGAAUGAAGGAAUGUCGUAUGAAUUCAAAUUUCCCUUCAGAAAUAAUAACAAAUGGCAGCGAAAUGCAAGCAAAGGACAGGGACCUCAUGUGGCUCAGGUACCAUCCCAAAUACAAAGUCCAGUAACAUCUAGGAUUGGCUCUGGGAAAGGAGAAGGGAAAAUGCCACCCCCAGAACGAGCAGCCAACAUCCCCCGAAGCAUCUCUAGUGACGGACGCCCGUUGGAGAGCCGGAGGUUGUCUCCUGGUUCUGACGUCUACGUCACAGUUUCAUCCAUUGCCUUAGCAAGAUCGCAACAGUGCCGUAAUUCUCCAAGCAACUUAUCAUCCUCAAGUGAGACUGGCUCUGGUGGGGGCACAUACAGACAAAAAUCUAUGCCAGAAGGGUUUGGAAUUAGCCGUAGAUCCCCUGCUUCCAUUGACAGGCAGAACACGCAAUCAGAUACGGGUGGUAGCGGCAAAUCCACACCCAGCUGGCAAAGAAGUGAGGAUAGUAUCGCUGACCAGAUGGAACCAACAUGCCAUCUCCCAGCAGUAUCAAAAGUACUGCCAUCCUUCAGAGAAAGCCCCAGUGGAAGACUGAUGAGACAGGAUCCUGUGGUUCACUUGUCUCCAAAUAAGCAGGGUCAUUCUGACAGCCACUACUCCAGCCAUUCCAGCAGCAAUACUCUCUCCAGCAAUGCCUCCAGUGCUCACAGUGAUGAGAAAUGGUAUGACAGUGGAGAGCGCACCGAAUCAGAGCUGAACAGCUAUAACUACCUUCAAGGGACUUCAGCUGAUAGUGGCAUAGAUACCACUUCCUACGGACCUAGUCAUGGCAGCACUGCCUCCCUGGGAGCGGCAACAUCUCCCCGUACAGGGCUAACAAAGGAGAAAGUGGCACCGCUGUGGCAUAGCUCCAGCGAAGUGGUCUCCAUUGCAGACAGGACAUUGGAAAAAGAGAGCCACAUAGACCGAAAGACCGAGUCUUCACUGAGCCUGGAUAUUCACAGCAAGAGUCAGCCAGCCUCCAGUCCUCUAACAAGGGAGAACAGUGCUUACAGUCUUAGUGAUGCCGUCUCGCAUACAAGUACCAUGAGCCCCCGACACUCUGCCAGCCCGGUUGUUUUUACCAGUGCCAGAAGCUCACCUAAAGAAGAGCUUCAUUCUGCUACUUCUCCCCAGCUCGCGCCUUCUUUCUCCUCUUCCUCUUCCUCCUCAUCUGGUCCUAGGACUUUCUACCCUCGCCAGGGUGCUACUAGCAAGUAUCUGAUCGGAUGGAAAAAGCCAGAAGGGACAAUAAACUCAGUGGGGUUUAUGGAUUCAAGAAAACGUCACCAGAGCGAUGGCAAUGAAAUGGCCCACCCUCGGCUGCGUGCUUCAGCAAGAGAUCUGCGAGCAUCACCGAAACAAGCAUCCAAGUCCACCGUUGAAGAAGAGCUGAAGAAAUUGAUAGAUCUUGAUAGCCCAACACCUGAAUCCCAGAAGAAUUUUAAGUCACACACUCUGUCCUGUCAGUCUCCCUUUCCCAGCACUCCUACCACAAGGCGUGCCUUGCAAAGGACUUUGUCAGACGAGAGUAUUUACAGUGGUCAAAGGGACCACUUCUUCACCUCGCGGGCCUCGCUCUUGGACCAAGCCAUGCCAAAUGAUGUCCUGUUCACCAGCACGUACCCUUCUCUCCCAAAGUCACUGCCAUUACGGAGACCAUCAUAUACUUUGGGAAUGAAAUCACUACAUGGAGAGUUUUCUGCCUCAGACAGCUCCCUCACAGAUAUCCAGGAGCAACGACGGCAGCCCAUGCCAGACCCUGGUCUUAUGCCAUUGCCUGAUUCUGCCUCUGAUCUGGACUGGUCAAACUUGGUAGAUGCUGCCAAAGCCUUUGAAGUUCAGCGAGCUUCAUUCUUUGCUGCUGCUGAUGAAAAUCACAGACCUGUGAGCGCUGCCUCCAGCAGUGAUCAGGCUGAGGACCAGCUUACUGCACAGAUAAAGCCUUAUACAGGUAAAGAAUCUCCUCCAACUCUCGCCUCUAAAGUGGACCAACUGGAAGGUUUGCUGAAGAUGUUGCAAGAGGAUUUAAGGAAGGAAAAAGAGGACAAGGCCAGUCUUCAGGCUGAAGUGCAGCAUUUGCGGGAAGACAACUUGAGGUUACAGGAGGAAUCCCAGAAUGCAACCGAGAAACUGAAGAAAUUCACCGAAUGGGUUUUCAACACAAUUGAUAUGAACUGAGAACAGUGUAUGGGGAAGGAAACUAUCUGUUAUGAAUAUUAUUACUGGGACUUAAGCUUUAAUGCCACCUUAAUCAUGACAUGUGAAAGUAUAGUCAGAGCACUUCCCUGUCCUUCAUCCUCCAAUAACCCUUUUUUGCAUCUCUGCGCGCACUCAGAACAAUUGCAGAUAAACAAUCAAUGUCUGCCUUUUGUAGAAAAAAUAAAGUAAAUAAUUUUAAAAAGGUAAAAUAAAAGUUUAACUGCUAAAA